This is a messenger RNA of Guillardia theta CCMP2712, 906 nucleotides long. RefSeq lists its product as hypothetical. The annotation marks the transcript as partial. Lineage: Eukaryota; Cryptophyceae; Pyrenomonadales; Geminigeraceae. The record is from RefSeq and is a predicted model, not a curated record. The transcript has a single exon.
AUGCAUAUGAACAAAAGAUAAACGAAAUGCAAGUUUUGUUUCACGAGGAACGGAACCAGCUCAUGGAACAAUACAAUUUGGCUGUACAAGAAAGAGACGAUAUGAAGAUGGAGAGAGAUUCAUUGAUACAGAAGAAUGAGCUGGUUGAAAGCAAACAUAGGAUUGACCUUGAGAAGAUUCGAUUGUCGUUGGAAGACGAGAGGCGAAAGCGGAUUGAUCAGGAGGGAGAGUUCAAGGCGCUUGUAGAAGAAAACCGUGAGCUCAAGGAGGCGUUUGUGAAGACAGAGAGCAUGAGGAAGGAAAAUGAGAGGCUGACCCAUCAGAUCAUCGAGUUGAAGAUGUUGGUGGACUCAGAUGAUAGGGCGCAUGUCGGGAAGAGAGCGACGGGAGCUCAUGAGAGCCAAGGGUCGUCGGAAUCCAGGAUAGCAGACUUGCAGAUCUUGGAGCACGAGGGGAUUCAUCACGAGGUCGGGUCCAGCGGCACUGCUUCUCCUCAAGCGAAAGGCAGCGAGCAACACGAUUCGAAUGGGAAAGUUGAAUGGAAGGUACAGAACAGCUCUCCGAUAUACGUGUCAAACAACGAAAGUCAACAACAUGGAGGAUUGAUCAAGGCGUUGCCCAUCGAGAAUGACGCCAUCCUCGGAAAGAAGUUCCCUGUUCACAUCCCAAAGCUCAAGCUGCCUGUGAACGAAAACGAUUCCAAGACGUUGCAACCAAGAGCGUCAAACUCUAGCACGGCUGGAAUAGGCAUGUCGUUUCACACGGACCCAGCUUCCAACAGGUACAUCAUCACCGACAUUCAUCCCGCAGGACCUGCCGGGAAGGCGCUGGAGGACGGGCUGAUGAUGAUAGGAGACACUCUGAUUGCUGUCAACGGCAAGAACGUGCAGUUCCAAACCCCCAAAC